GGGAAUGACCAAAUGGUGGAAGGCAACUUGGCUGCUGUUUCUGUUUCUUUCUCAUCCGGCACAAUCCAUUGGAUUUAUUGAGACACCAGGGAAAAGAAAUGCAUUUUUUUCAAAACAGGAAUCGCCCUCGCUCGUCCUUUGAAUUAAAGGUAGGGAAAUCCCAUUUGCUCGAAGUUACCGUCCAUCUCGUCACGCGCAGACGCGAUGUUGCCGUCCGGCGGAAAGUGAACCGCAACCCGGAAUGGGACUGGUACAAUACGAACAAAGAUGACAUCCACAGAGAAUUCUUGGAAUUGUUGGAGGCAUCGGUGCUGUCGAGAAUGUUUGGAGACGAAAUCGAAGGCUACCAUCGGAAAAAGAACCCUUCUGUGAUGGAAGGAAACAACGGGGAAAUGGGCUUUGGGAAAGUAGGAUCCAAGAAUCGCGUCAUUCGGAGCAAGGGCAACGGCAUGGCGAGCGGGACGAGGAAGCGAAAAGGGACGACAGUUCCAAGCAAUUCCAAGAAACAUAAAGUCUUUCUCGAGACCAACAAUGAUGGGGAAAACAAUAGCAAGCCCGAGAAGGACAUUUAUUUUUCCUUUGGCGAAUUGAUCCAACUCGCAUACAAGAAAGAGCCCAUCAAAGACGACAGAAGCUCGCGAACCAUCAUUUUCGAGUCCUUACCAUCGAAAUCCAAUAGAAAGAUCGCUGAUGGACACAACGGCAACAGCGAAACAAUAACGCGGGCGGCGGGAGGAGGAACAUUUCUCGACCGGCAGAAACUCUCCCAUCGACUGCUUGUUUGGAUUGGCAAAAGCGAAGCAGCAGCUUCUGCGGGUGGUGGACAUUCACACGCCACAGCGGCCGAGGGAAUGUACCGAAACGAAAUGGUUCCCAUUUCGAGCCUCUUUCGAAAACCACCUGAGUUUGUGUCUCUGUCGGACGACGAUGACGGAGACUAGGACAAACGGAGUGGACAGCGGUCGAGGACCCAAUCUGCUUCCCAUCCCCUUCUUGGUAUCUCCCAGAAACACUUCUUGAAAAAUUGUCUACGGGUAUGUAAUAUCUGUUUGGUAUACCAAUCAGUUACUACCCAAUAUAGCGUACGAGACAAG
Molecule: messenger RNA, 1094 nt
Organism: Pseudo-nitzschia multistriata
Lineage: Eukaryota; Bacillariophyta; Bacillariophyceae; Bacillariales; Bacillariaceae
Source: the annotation of a GenBank genome assembly